Molecule: messenger RNA, 9205 nt
Organism: Pogoniulus pusillus (Red-fronted tinkerbird)
Lineage: Eukaryota; Metazoa; Chordata; Aves; Piciformes; Lybiidae
Gene: EYS
Product: eyes shut homolog
Exons: 49
Coding region: 1-8952 (2983 amino acids)
Molecular function (GO): calcium ion binding; Notch binding
Source: RefSeq, a predicted model, not a curated record
AUGCUGCAGACGCAGCACCGGCGCAGCACCGAGCGCAGCGGCGAUGAGCGCAGCGGCGAUGAGCGCAUCACCGAGCGCAGCGGCGAUGAGCGCAGCAGCGAGGAGCGCAGCACCGAUCGCAGCGGCGAGGAGCGCAGCAGCGAGGAGCGCAGCACCGGGCGCAGCAUCGAGCGCAGCGGCGAGGAGCGCAGCAGCGAGGAGCGCAGCACCGGGCGCAGCGGCGAGGAGCGCAGCAGCGAGGAGCGCAGCACCGGGCGCAGCACCGAGCGCAGCAGCGAGGAGCGCAGCACCGGGCGCAGCAUCGAGCGCAGCGGCGAGGAGCGCAGCACCGAGCGCAGCAGCGAGGAGCGCAGCCGCCGCGGCGCUGCUGCUGGUGCCACCUGCGAGAGGCAAAGCAUUGUGGAGUGGAGAGCGGAACCGAGGGCUGAGGUCGUCAGGUGGACACCCAGGGGGAACAUCUGCUCAGACUUGUACGGCGAGUGCUGGAGCGCGGCCGGGAGCGCUGCCGGCGGGGCCGCGGCCGGGCCGAGCGUGCCGCAGCUGUGCCCCGUGCAGCUGCAGCUGGGCGACAGCCUCCUGUUCUCCUGCGAGCCGGCGCCCGCCGCCCGCCGCAUCCACCUGCUCAGCGUCUCCGAGGAGGAGUUCCUGCGCUGCCCGCAGGCCGAGCCGCCGCCGCCGGGGUCCGCCUGCCCGGUGGACGGCCCGCAGCGGGCGGGCGCCGGGCGGCUGCGGGCGGGCAGCCACUACUGGGCGGCGCUGCCGCGGGCCGGCCCCGCGCUGUGCCCCCGCGGGCUGCGGCUGAACGUGACGGUGCGGGCGCAGCGCUGCCGGCGCGCCCCGGGCCAGCCGCUGUGCUCCGGGCACGGCCGCUGCCUCAGCCGCCUCUGGGACACGGAGUUCCGCUGCCGCUGCGCCGCGCACUACUCGGGCAGCUUCUGCCACCGCUUCCGCGGAUGCUCCACCAGGCCCUGCCGCAACGGCGGCUCCUGCGCGCAGCGCCCCGGGGCCGCCGGCGGCGCCUACCAGUGCAGCUGCCCGCCGGGCUUCGCAGGUCAGAAUUGCACAGAAGUGGUUGGACAGUGCCAGCCCCUGGCAUGUCUCAACGGUAACUGCACCAACGUUACCCCCAACACCUUCCUCUGUGAGUGCGAGAAGGGCUUCACAGGUGCCCUGUGCGAGGAGCCUGCUGACCCCUGUGCCUCUCAGCCCUGCCCCCGGGGCAGCACCUGCCGGCAGCUCCGGGCUGGCUACGCCUGUGCUUGCCCUGCCGCUGUCCUAGGGCACCACUGUGGAACUGCUCUCCGUGGAUGCUCCUCACAGCCGUGUCAGAACGGAGGGACCUGCACUGACCUGCCCCACGACGUGGCUUGCCUCUGUCUGCCAGUAUUCACUGGCAAGUUCUGUGAGACAGUGCUGGACCCCUGUGAGAUGUCACCUUGCCUGAACAAUGCAACCUGUGUGGCGCAGCAGCAGAGCUACACCUGCAGUACUCCAAAAAUAUUUAGAGCAUUCGAAGAGGCAGAAACUGACCUGGAGCCACUGACCUCAGCUCCUUGUGCUGACAACCUGUACCUGCUGGAAGGCAGCACCACGGAGGAGGACCUGGCAGUGCUGGGGGGCAGUAAGCCCCCCAUGGGACAGCAAUGUGCCCUCGUGGCCAAGAAAGCUGAUGGGGGGCAUGAGGGAGAGUAUGGCAGCAGCUGCGCGCCAGGCUUCCCCGGGAGGCGCUGCGAGGAGCCCACCGACUGCUGCGGGCGGCCGGGCGCCGGCUGUGCCAGCCCAGCGCUGUGUCCCGGCGCUGCCGACGGAGUCACCUGCCUCUGCGUGCCUGGGUGGACAGGGCAGUUGUGCCAGCCUGCUGCAAAUGCCUGUGUGAUUCACCCCAGUCCUUGUCCUGAUGGGGCCACUUGCAUCAACGGGAGCCAGCUGGGAGAACAGCCUCUGCUGCAGUGCCUCUGCCCUCACAACGGCACAGGCUCUGGAGGUGAGAGAUGUCAGCUGGCAACUGGCAGCUGUGCCCCAGGAGCAGUCUGCGUGGAUACCUCUCAGGGAUUUAACUACACCUGCCUGGCACCGUGCUCUGCAAACACAGAGGUGUGUGCCAGCGGAGGGAGCUGCUCCUCUGAGGCAGCAGAUCAGAGAGCUCUGUGUGUCUGUGCUCGUGGCCGGGCAGGACGGAGGUGCCUGGAGGACAACGAUGACUGUGCAGAGCACCAGUGCCAGCAGGGAGCCACCUGUGAAGAUGGCAUUACCGAAUACAGGUGCAUCUGCCCUCUUGGUUACACUGGCAGGUUCUGCCAGCUGCCUGCAGACAGCUGCCUCGGGAACCAGUGCUCUGAGCACGGCGUCUGCCAGCAGCAGCUGGGCAGCUACAGCUGCAGCUGCGCCCCUGGCUACGAGGGACCCUUCUGUGAGGAUGAGGUGGAUGAGUGCUCAAGUUCCCCCUGCCACAACGGAGCUGCCUGUGUGGACCUGGUUGGGCGCUUCUCGUGUCAUUGUGCUGCUGGCUUCAAAGGGUUUGAAGGUCUGAAAUGUGAAAUCAACUUUGAUGAGUGCACCUUUGGCUUCUGCAAGGGCAACUCCACCUGCCUGGACCUGGUGGCAGACUACAGCUGUGUUUGUCCUCCAGGCUUCACUGACAAAAACUGCUCCACUCCUCUUCAGGACUGCUCCUUCCAGCCCUGCCAAAAUGGAGGCCAUUGCCAGCAGCUGAAUGGUGAAUCCUACUGCAGCUGUUUGCCAGGCUUCACCGGGCAGCUGUGUGAAGCUCCUCUGGCUGCCUGCCUGGCCCAGCCCUGCGGCGCCUCCAGCAUCUGCAGAGACACUCCGGGUGGCUAUGCCUGCUUCUGUGCCCCUGGCUACAUAGGCAAUAAGUGUGAGAUUGAGGUGAAUGAGUGUCUCAGUGACCCUUGUCACCAUGGAGCUACUUGUGUGGAUCAUCUGAAUGCCUUCAGCUGUCUCUGCCAGCCUGGAUUUGAAGGCCCGAGGUGUGAAGCAGAUAUCAACGAGUGCCUCUCCACUCCCUGCCUCCACAACUCAUCCUGCGCAGAUCUCCUCGGCGCCUACCAAUGCCUCUGCCCCCCUGGCUUCACCGGUGCGAGGUGUGAGGUGGACCUGGACGAGUGUGCUUCCUUUCCCUGCAAGAAUGGAGCCACCUGCCUUGACCACCCUGGCAGCUACUCCUGCCAGUGCCUGGCUCCCUUCAAAGGUGUGCGGUGCCAGCUGGGGGCCUGCGAGGGCAGCAGCCCCUGUGAGAACGGCGCCGUGUGCCAGGAGGAGGCCGACCUGGAGGCCUUCCCCCUGGGCUUCCAGUGCCGCUGCGCCAGGGGCUUCGCGGGGCCGCGCUGCGAGACCAACGUGGACGAGUGCAGCUCGGAGCCCUGCCUGCACGGCUACUGCUACGACAUUGUGGAUGGCUUCUACUGCCUGUGCAACCCAGGCUAUGCAGGCCUGACCUGCGAGCAGGACGUGGACGACUGCAUCCUCAACGCCUGCCAGCACCACUCCACCUGCGUGGACCUACACCUGAGCUACCAAUGCCUCUGCCCCCCGGGCUGGGCAGGGAGGUUCUGCGAGCUGGAGGCUGACGAGUGCGCCUCGGAGCCCUGCCGGAACGGCGGCAGCUGCACAGACCUCUUCAACAGCUACCGCUGCUCUUGUGCACCAGGCUGGGCAGGCCCAGACUGCAGCGAGGAUGUGAAUGAGUGCGAGUCUGAGCCGUGCCUGAACGGAGCCACCUGCCACGAGUCCACCCAGCAGGGGCAGUUUGUCUGCAUCUGUCCCCCCUUCUACACUGGAGCCUUCUGCCAGCAGCGCUUCAGUCCCUGUCAGCUGCCUCACAACCCCUGCAGGAACAACUCCACCUGCCUGGCACAGGCUGAUGGCAGCCCAGUGUGCAUCUGCAGGGCAGGCUUUGAGGGGCCCCACUGUGAAGUGAACAGCGAUGAGUGCAUGUCCCAGCCCUGCCAGAACGAGGGGCUGUGCGCCGACGGGGUGAACCGCUUCAGGUGCACCUGCCAGCAUGGCUUUACUGGGACACUCUGCGAGGUGGAGAUCAACGAGUGCCUGUCCAGACCCUGCAGAAACAAUGGCACCUGCCUGGAUCUCAUAAACAGGUUCAUCUGCAGCUGUGCACCUGGCUACUAUGGGUCCCUGUGUGAGAUGGAUGUCAACGAGUGUGAGGCUGUGCCCUGCUUGCAUGGAGGAAGCUGCAUCAACACGCUGGGAGGCUAUGGGUGCCUCUGUGCCCCUGGGUUCACAGGUGCCAGGUGUGAGGUCGACAUAGAUGAGUGCCUGUCAGGCCCCUGCCUCAACGGCGCCAGCUGCAUCGAUGCCAUCGGUGCCUACAGGUGUCACUGCAGGAGGGGCUUUGGUGGAGCAAACUGUGAGACCAACAUCGACGACUGCUGGCCUGAUCCCUGCCUCCAUGGAAGCUGCACAGAUCUGGUCGGUGGAUAUCUCUGCUCCUGUGAGCCAGGAUGGACCAGCUCCAGAUGUGAGACAAAUAUAAAUGAAUGUGAGUCUGCUCCCUGCAUGAAUGGAGGCUCUUGCCAAGAUGCCCUCAACGCCUUCCUCUGCACGUGCCCAGGUGGCUACACUGGCAGGCUCUGUGAAGUGGAUGUUGAUGUCUGCAGUGAGCCCCUGGGCACAGCUCUCUGCUCCAAUGGAGGUGUCUGCGUGGAUGGACCUGGAGGAGCUUUCCACUGCAGGUGCCUUGCUGGCUUCUCUGGGCAGUUCUGCGAGCUGGAGCUGGACGAGUGCAGCUCCUCCCCGUGCCUGCACGGCUCAGCCUGCCAGGACCACCUCAGCGGCUACAGCUGCCACUGCCAGCCAGGGUGGGAAGGCCUCCACUGUGAGCUGGAUGUUGAUGAGUGCCUCUCCAACCCUUGCAUCCAUGGCAUCUGUGUGCAGAAGGAUCCCACCUUUGGCUAUUCCUGCUUUUGUAAGCCAGGAUUUGUGGGCCGCAGCUGUGAGCUGAACUACGACGACUGCCUGGUGCAGUCCUGCUCCCCUGGCCUCCUCUGCGUGGAUGGACUCAACAGCGUCAGCUGCCUGCCCGCCCCCGCCCCGGCCCGCCCAGCUGCCCCCCAGCAGCCUGCGGGCUUGCACAGCCACCUCCCAGCCCUGCCCCUGCAGCCUGCGGCUGGAGAGGCUCCUGCAGGCACUGCUGCGGCAGAGGAGCCCCAAGACUUCAGCCACGCUCACUACCGUGGGGACUCCUACCUGCAGUUCCAAGGCUGGCAGCUGAGCGUGAAGAACUUCAUCCACUUGGAAUUCAUGACCCACAGUCCCCAGGGACUCCUGCUGUAUGUUGCACAGAGCCCAGGAGGAGGCUUUUCAAUGCAGCUGUUCCUCCAGCAGGGCACCCUGCAGUAUCAGUUCCUCUGUGGCGAGGCAGCAGAGCUCAGAAGCGUCACUGCAGCUGCUGGCGUGGCCGAGGGGCGCUGGAACCAGGUGCACAUCAGGCAGAGCCUGGCACCCUGCGAGGCAGAGCUGGCAGUCCAAGCGCUGCCAGGAGAAGCAAGGAGACCCCAGCAGGACCAGAGCACUUCCUCCUGGCAUGGCACAGGGCCCAUCUUUGUAGGGGGGCUGCCCUGGCACCACGCAGCAGUGCAGAGGCCUGGCCCUGUCUACAAUUUCACUGGCUGCAUACAGCUGGCUCAGGUCAACAGCCUGGGGCCUUUCAGCUUCUCCAGUGCUGAGGGAAGACACAAUGUUGACAAAUGCAGGACUCCUGUACCCAGCCCUCAGCCAGCAGCGCUCCCUUUGGUUUCUCCUGAUGUGCCUGGCUUGCCUGAGCCGGUUGUGCUCUCUCAGAUGUCCUCCCCGUUGCCCUCUGCAUGCCAGGAGGGCUUGUGCCAUAACGGAGGCACUUGUCAGGCUCUGUCUCUGCCCACGGGGGCCAGCUCCUUCGAGUGUCACUGCCCCCUGCACUUCAGCGGCCGCUUCUGCCAGACAGACACGGCGCUGUUCUUCCCGUCCUUCACUGGAGAUUCUUACCUGGAGCUGCCUUCCCUGAGCCCUGCAGCAGGGCAGGACCUGGUGACGACUCUGCACCUGACAGUGACCACCACAGCCGCAGCUGGCACCAUUCUCUACGCUGGUGAAAGGAGUUCUGCAGAGCAGUUCCUUCACCUGUACCUGGUGGAGGGCAGGCCAACGGCUCGGCUCAGCUGUGGGAGCUCCCAGAACAUCCUGACUGUGUCCCUCAACCAGUCCAUCAGCCAGGGCAGGCUCAUCCCCAUCACCCUCAGCUACACGUUGCCUGGGAGCAGCCCCGGAGGCUCCUGCAUGGUUGAAGUGGCUGCAGGUGGAAGCCCUCCCUUGCAGCACAAACUGUCCCUGCCCUACCAAACACCUCAGGUCCCUUUUGGAUCCAUCUUCCUCGGAGGUGUUCCUGCUCCCGCAGGGGUUCACAGAUGUGCUGGAGAGAUCCAUGGCUUCAAAGGCUGCAUCAGGGAUUUCCAAGUCAACAGCCGGGAGCUGUUCCUCAUAGACGAGGCCCUGGGGGGCAGGAACGUGGAGAACUGCAACGUCCCAGUCUGUGACUAUCAGCCCUGUCGUAACGGGGGGACCUGCACCAGUGAUGCAGAGAAUUGGUUCUGUGAAUGCCCCAAGCUCUACUCUGGAAAGCUCUGCCAGUUUGCCACCUGUGCUGGCAACCCCUGUGGGCACGGUGCCACGUGUGUUCCAAAGUCCAGCAGAGAUGCUGUCUGCCUGUGCCCCUAUGGAAGAUCUGGCAUCCUCUGCACCGAUGCUGUCUCCAUCAGCCAGCCAAGUUUCAGUGGCACAGAUGCCUUUGGCUACACCUCCUUCCUCGCUUACUCCACCAUCCCAAACAUCUCUUUCUCCCACGAGUUCCUCCUGAAGUUCCAGCUGGCCAACCACCACUCAGCUCUGCAAGACAACCUGAUCUUUUUCACUGGACAGAAGGGUCAAGGUCUGAAUGGAGAUGAUUUCCUGGAGCUGGGGCUGCGCAGGGGCAGAGUGGUGUACAGCUACAACCUGGGCUCUGGCACAGCAACCAUCAGCAGCGAGCCGCUGGAUCUGAGCCUGCGUCUGCACGUGGUGCGCCUGGGCAGGCGCCUGCGGGAGGGCUGGCUGAAGGUGGAUGAGCAGCAGAACAGGAGCAUCACUGCCCCUGGGAGGCUGGUUGGACUCAACGUCUUCAGCCAGUUUUACUUAGGAGGCUAUGGGGAGUACACUCCAGAGCUGCUGCCCAGGGGCCUGCGCUUCCGCAGCAGCUUUGAAGGGUGCAUUUUCGAUGUGCAAGUCCGCAGCAGCAUGCAGCAGGAAUUCCGCGGGCCAGGGGCUCCGGCAGGGCAGCCCAGCUCCGGCCGCAGCGUUGGGCAGUGCAGAGACUCCCCCUGCAGCCUGAUCAGAUGCAGGAACGGGGGCGAGUGCAGAGCCAGGGGAGCCACUGUCUACUGUGACUGCCUCCCUGGAUGGAAAGGAGCCUUCUGCACAGAAGCAGUGUCCGUGUGUGAUCCCGAGCACGACCCUCCACACCGCUGUACACAAGGGGGCACCUGCGUGCCACUGCCCGGCGGCUAUACCUGCCGCUGCCCUCUGGGCACCGCAGGGGCCUACUGUGAACAAGCUAUCUCCAUCACUGAUGCAUCCUUCAGGAGCAACGACGACUCCUGGAUGUCCUUUGCACCCUCCCACAUCCGCCACAAGACCCACAUCAGACUCCAGUUCCAGCCCCUGGCUGCAGAUGGGAUCCUGUUCUACACUGCGCAGCGUCUGGGCGCGCGGGCAGGUGACUUCCUCUGCAUAUCGCUGGUGAGGGCAUUCGUGCAGCUCCGAUACAACUUGGGGGACAGGACCAUCACCCUGCAGAGCUUCCAGCAGGUCUCCACGGCUGGGCACGGGUGGCAUUUGCUGCGGGCAGGGAGGGUUGGCAACGAAGGCUACCUAGAGCUGGAUGGCAUCAACAUCACGCAAGCAGCUCAGCCCGGGAUGAAGGCACUGGACGCGCAGACGGAGUUCUUUGUCGGGGGAGUGUCCUCCCCGCAGCUCGUUCACCCCCUGGCAGCGGGAGGCGACCCCUCGGGCUUCAGCGGCUGCGUCAGGGAAGCUGCCAUCAACGGCAGGGAGCUGCGGCUGAGCGCCGGCGGGGCCAGCGGCGGGGCCAACGUGGGCGACUGCGACGGCACCGCCUGCGGCUACGGCGUCUGCAGCAACAACGGCACCUGCCACCCGCGGCCCCGAGGCUUCUCCUGCGCCUGCCCGCACCCCUGGGCGGGCGCCAGCUGCCAGGAGUCCGUCCACUGCCAGCGCAACAAGUGCGGGCCACAAGCCCUCUGCGUUCCUCAGCCGGCUGCCGCCUCCUACAGCUGUGCCUGCUCCCUGGGCUGGGCAGGGAGGUUCUGCCAGCGCAGGGUCACCUUCUUCAUAGCAGAGUUCACCGGCAGCUCCUACAUCAAGUACAGAGACCCUCUCUACCCGAAGAGGGACCUGCAGCAGAGCCGCCUCUCCCUCAACUUCAGCACCAGCCAGCCCGAGGGGCUGCUGGCCUGGAUGGGAGAAGGGGAGGACGAGGACGACGACUUCCUGGCCAUCGGCCUGGCCGGGGGCAGGCUGAAGGUGGUGGUGAACCUCGGGGAGAGGAUCUCCGUCCCUCUCACCCACAGCCACCUGCCCCCCUGCUGCGACCAAAGGUGGCAUCUCGUCACUGUGCUGCAGAACCAGACCUGCAUCAAGGUCUACCUGGACGAGGAGCUGGUGGUGUUCGAAGACAUCGACCCCCAGAGGAGCUACACUGCCCUCAACUACGGCGGCAUCUGCUACCUGGGCGGCUUUGAGCUGGGCAGGAGUGUCAGCCUGGUCACAGGAGGGCUCUUCCAGCAGGGCUUCGUGGGCAAGCUGAAGGACGUGGUGCUCUUCCAGGACUCCAAGAAGGUCCAGCUGAUGAAAGCAGAAGGGUUCAAUGUUCACAGUGGGAAUUAAGGGGGGAAGUGGGGAAAAGCUUCUAGAAGUGGUGACAGCCACGGGGCCACAAAUCCAUUCAGCCCCAAGGCUGGAACAGCCAAGCCAUGGAGUGUACCACAGGUGUGGCACUCCAGACCCAACCUCCUGCCCUUCUCCCACCCCCAAACCCAAAAGGACCAAGCCAUGGAGUGUACCACAGGUGUGGCACCCUGGACCCAACCUCCUGGCCUUCUCCUUGCUCUGCACCCCCCCAGAGCUGGAAGAACCAGGC